Messenger RNA from Helobdella robusta, 546 nucleotides. RefSeq lists its product as hypothetical. The annotation marks the transcript as partial. Gene Ontology annotation, cellular component: stress fiber; adherens junction; filamentous actin. The transcript has 5 exons. Gene Ontology annotation, biological process: muscle structure development; actin cytoskeleton organization. The record is from RefSeq and is a predicted model, not a curated record. Gene Ontology annotation, molecular function: actin binding; muscle alpha-actinin binding. NCBI's taxonomy places the organism in Eukaryota, Metazoa, Annelida, Clitellata, Rhynchobdellida, Glossiphoniidae.
AAGGUGCCUAUCUGCAACGUUUGCAAUUCUCCUGUCAGAGGGGCAUACAUCCUUGCAGUGAACAAGAUCUGGUGUCCCGACCACUUCCUGUGCAGCAAUCCCAAUUGCAGGAAACCUUUGUCAGAAUCAGGGUUCGUUGAAGAGAAUGGACAGCUGUUUUGCAAGGAGGAUUACGAGAAGUUCAUGGCACCCAGGUGCAGCAAGUGCCAGCGACCAAUUGUAGGGAACACUGUGAAGGCCUUGAAGUCAACAUACCAUCCAGAAUGUUUCACUUGCAAGCAGUGCAAUCAGCCCAUCAUGGGAGGCAGUUUCCAUCUGCAUGAAGGAGAAAUCUAUUGUGACAGAGACUUCACAGCCAUAUUUUCAACGAAGUGCAUUGGAUGCAACUUCGCCAUUGAGGUAGGGGACAAUUGGAUUGAAGCUGCAGGUACGAACUGGCAUGGAGAGUGCUUCAAUUGUCAGGUUUGCAAGGUGAACCUGCAAAACAUCGGCUUUGUUCAAAAGAAUGGACAGUUCCUAUGCAGGGAUCAUGCAAGAUCUGUUUAA